This is a messenger RNA of Truncatella angustata, 1236 nucleotides long. RefSeq names its product microsomal epoxide hydrolase. Gene Ontology annotation, biological process: epoxide metabolic process. Gene Ontology annotation, molecular function: epoxide hydrolase activity. Bases 1 to 1236 code for a protein of 411 amino acids. NCBI's taxonomy places the organism in Eukaryota, Fungi, Ascomycota, Sordariomycetes, Amphisphaeriales, Sporocadaceae. The transcript is spliced from 2 exons. The record is from RefSeq and is a predicted model, not a curated record.
AUGGCAGAUAUCAAACCCUACACCAUCUCCAUUCCCUCGUCCCGCGUGGACGACCUCAAGCAGCGUCUUGAUCUUGCCAGAUUCCCAGAUGAGCUUGACGAAGCCGGCUGGGAUAUGGGCGCCCCACUUCAAGAUGUCAAACGCCUGACGAGCUAUUGGAAAAGUACUUUUGACUGGAAGGCCGCCGAGAAAAGGUUGAAUGAGUAUCCUCACUUUGUGACUGACAUUAAAUGCGACGGGUUUGAGCCUUUGGCCGUACACUUUAUCCACCAGGAAAGCAAGGUCAAGAAUGCCAUUCCAUUGCUUUUCAUCCAUGGCUGGCCUGGACAUUUUGAGGAGGUACUUAAAAUCAUUAAGCCCCUAGGAGACGGAGAUGGUAUCAACUCCCCGGCUUUCCACAUCGUCGCACCUUCUCUACCCAACUUUGGCUUUUCAGAGGGACCGAAGAAGCGAGGUUUUGCGCAGGAGCAAUAUGCAGAGACGGUGAACAAGCUGAUGCUCAAACUCGGCUACAAUGAAUAUGUCACACAAGGCGGCGAUUGGGGCUGCCACAUCAGCCGCAGCUUAUCGCAUCUCUACCCCGAGCACUGCAAAGCUACUCAUCUCAAUAUGAACACCGGCAGUGCCCCUUCUUUUUCCAAAAAUCCCAUCCUAGCAGCUCAACAUGCUCUUUUAUCUUAUAACGAGCGUGAGGAACAUGGUAUAACGCGAUCUAAAUGGUUUGAGAAGGAAGGCUCUGGCUAUAGCGUCGCGCAAUCGACGAAACCUCAGACAAUCGGCUAUGCACUAGCUGAUAGUCCUGUAGCAUGUCUUGCCUGGAUAUAUGAAAAGCUGCACGACUGGACGGACGCGUACCCUUGGACAGACGAGGAAGUAUGCACUUGGGUGAGCAUCUAUUGGUUCAGCACAGCUGGUCCGGCGGCAAGUGUACGGAUCUAUUACGAAACGCGGCACAAUGUCGACAACCGGCCCAAUAAGAUGGAUCGUGAGAGGAUGCAGUCAUGGUCUCCCGGAGUCAAGCUUGGCUUCAGUCAUUUCCCGGUUGAUAUUCAUGUGCUUCCAAGUACAUGGGUACGUACUUUGGGCGAGACAGUGUUCGAGAAAGAGCACAAAAGCGGCGGCCACUUUGCGGCUUGGGAAAGGCCCAAGGAGAUUGUGGAGGACGUCCAAGAGAUGUUUGGUAAGGGAGGUGGUGCAUAUGGUGUUGUAGAAAGGCGGACUGGUUACAGCUCUUAG